Messenger RNA from Apiotrichum porosum, 1605 nucleotides. RefSeq lists its product as uncharacterized. The coding region runs from base 1 to 1605 and encodes 534 amino acids. Gene Ontology annotation, cellular component: cytoplasm. The transcript has 14 exons. NCBI's taxonomy places the organism in Eukaryota, Fungi, Basidiomycota, Tremellomycetes, Trichosporonales, Trichosporonaceae. Gene Ontology annotation, molecular function: hydrolase activity, acting on carbon-nitrogen (but not peptide) bonds. The record is from RefSeq and is a predicted model, not a curated record.
AUGACUAAACAGUUUAACCUGGUCAUCAAGAAUGGUAUCGUCGUUACCUCGGGUGACAGCGGCCCGCUCGACAUUGCCAUCAAGGAGGGCAAAAUUGCCUACCUCGCUGCCGACAUUGACGCCAACUUGGCAGAGAAGGUCAUUGACGCAGAAGGAGGCUAUGUAAUGCCUGGUGGAGUUGACGCGCAUGUCCACGUCGCACAAGACUUCCCCAGUGGGGCCAACGGUGUGUCCGCACAAUGUGCCGACAACUUCGAGUCGGGCUCGCGUUCCGCUGUCUGUGGUGGAACUACGACUUUUCUGUCGUUUGCUCAUCAGAACCGCUGCGACCCUUCGAUUCUCGAGGUUGUCGAGGCCUACGACAAGCUCGCCAAGGAGUCGGGUUCUUACUGUGACUACGGCUACCAUGUAAUCAUCACUCAACCCGACAUUGAGAUGCUGCAGCGCGAGCUUCCGGUUCUGGUGAAGAACUGGGGUAUCACCUCGUGCAAGCUCUUUAUGACCUAUGCUGCCCUUCAGCUCAGGGACAAUGAGCUCCUUGAUGUCAUGUUUGAGGCUCGGAAGCUCGCUAUCACGACAAUGAUCCACGCCGAGAAUGGCGACAUCAUCUCAUGGCUCACUGAUAAGCUUCAGGAGAAGGGCAUGGUUGAACCUCGGUUCCACGCCCAAUCGCGACCCCCCGUGGUCGAGAUGGAGGCGACCAGCCGAGCCAUUGUCCUCGCCGAGAUGAUCCAGAACCCCGUUCUCUUCGUGCAUGUUGGUUCUGCGUCCGCGGCAGAAGUCAUUAGGUCGACCCAGACCCGAGGGUUUCCCAUCUACGCCGAGACGUGCCCCCAAUACCUGCAUCUCACCUGGGAAGACCUCGCAAGUAAGAAGUUCCACUCUCCGCAGUGCUUUGAGAAUGCUAAACUGAUCUGCUCACCUCCUCCUGGCCCCGAUAACACGGACCAGGAGCUUCUCUGGACUGGCCUCCGCAACGGCACCUUUACAAUCUACUCCAGCGACCACUGUGCUUUCCGCUACCACGACGUCCGUGGCAAGGCUCUUGGUAUUAUCCAGCACAAGGAGAGCAUCGAGGGUUCCACAUGCCCGAUCGACGAUGACCAUGUGCAUGAAAUUAUGCACGGCAAGACUGGCAACUUCAAAUACAUCCCCAACGGAUGCCCAGGACUUGAGACGCGUCUACCACUGCUGUUCAACUACGGCCUGGCCCAGGGCCGAAUCACGGCCGAGCGAUUUGUGGAGCUCACAUCGACCGCGCCGGCCAAGCUGUACGGCCUGUAUCCCAAGAAGGGCGCUCUCAUGCCUGGCCUUUCGGACGCUGACCUCGUAAUCUGGUACCCUGAGGGCCACAUUAAGCCAUUCAGCCUCACCAACGACCACCUCCACCACGACGCAGACUACUCUCCAUACGAGGGGAUGGAGUUCAAGAACUGGCCUCGCUACACCAUUCUCCGCGGCAAGGUUGUUUGGGCCGAGGGCGAGCUUCUUGGCUCCAAGACGGAUGGACAGUACCAAAAGCGCAAGCCGAGUCAGCUCACCAUGUCGGCGGUCAAGACUGCGCGCACCGAUAGGCGCAGGGUGGCUACUUGGUUGUACCAGUAA